CAAUCUGUUUCUCUCUCCUUUUUUUUUUUCUUCUUCUUGUAUUUCAACGAGAGAAAACGGUGAACUUAUUACACGCCUAAGCUUUUGAAAACUUCUUUGAACUCUCUCUCUCUCUCUCUCUCUCUCUCUCUCUCUCAAUCUCAACUUGUUUGUCAUCGUUGUGUUAACUGGGAUCUUCUCCCGCCUGAGUUUGGUGCCGAUGGCUGGUCGUUAUGAUCCUAAUCCCUUUGACGAUGGGGAGGAAGUCAACCCUUUCGCUGAAGGAGCAGCAGGAAAAGGCAGAAAAACAAAUUAUAGUGGGGGUUCAUUUUACACUACAGGUGUUCCUUCUGCUCCAAGUUCUAAGAUCUCACUUCUUCCUCAUGAGCCAGCAAAUUAUUAUGAUCGAAAUGCCUCAGUUGACAUUCCUCUUGAUUCUGCUUCGGAUCUGAAGAAGAGAGAGAGGGAUCUUCAAGCUAGGGAAGCUGAUCUGAAGAAGAGGGAAGAGAUAGUAAGACGAAAAGAGGAGGCAGCUGCUAGAGCUGGUAUUGUUCUUGAGGAGAAAAAUUGGCCACCAUUUUUCCCAAUCAUUCAUCACGAUAUUGCAAAUGAGAUACCGAUUCAUCUACAGAAAUUGCAGUAUGUUGCAUUCAUGACAUACUUGGGGUUGGUAUUUUGUCUUUUUUGGAAUAUUAUAGCCACAACGACUGCAUGGAUUAAAGGAGAAGACGUGGAGAUCUGGUUUCUUGCAGUUAUCUACUUCAUAUUAGGGGUUCCACUUGGCUAUGUUUUGUGGUACAGGCCACUUUAUCGUGUUUUUAGGAAGGAAAGUGCAUUUGGGUUUGGUUGGUUCUUCCUAUUUUACUUGUUACACAUAGCUUUUGUAAUCUUUGCGGCUGUUGCUCCUCCCGUUGUCUUCAAAGGGAAAUCUCUCACAGGAAUCCUACCAGCAGUUGAUCUUGUAGGAGAUCAAGCUUUAGUAGGGAUCUUCUACUUUCUUGGUUUCGGGCUAUUCUGUCUCGAGUCUCUGCUCAGCAUUUGGGUUAUUCAGCAAGUAUACAUGUAUUUCCGAGGGAGCGGCAGAGAAGCAGAGAUGAGACGUGGGGGUGCUUGAGGUGCAGUAUGAGCACCAAUCUGAGCCAUGAGUUAUUUUGAUUCUAAGAUUGUUUUUUAUGGUGAUUAUAUUUGCUGAUUUUAAAUUGAUGGAUUUGAGUUGUAAAAAAUAUAGAAAGAUGGCAGGAGAGGAAGUACUGAUAGUUUUUACCUUUGUUUGUAAAGCUGU
Messenger RNA from Lactuca virosa, 1261 nucleotides. Lineage: Eukaryota; Viridiplantae; Streptophyta; Magnoliopsida; Asterales; Asteraceae. The record is from the annotation of a GenBank genome assembly.